AUGUGUAAAGAUAUUUGGGCNAGAGGACGAUUUAAUCCGUACAACCACAGCUACCAUACCCUGACCUUCACAGCCGAAACAAAUGUGACUCUCGGACACCACAUUAAGAACUCGCCGGAUCCAGACCACGCGUUGUGUGAACGCCUGGAGGCGGAGCAGACGCUGCCCGUUUACACUGACGGCAGUAAGAUCAAAGGAGCCGCAAGUGUUGGAUACGGGAUUUUCUGCCCGGCAACAGGAUACCGAAGUGCUGGCAGCUUGAGCCCACAAUGCUCAAUUUUCACUGCUGAGUGCUGCGCAAUUAAAGAGGCCCUUACCUACAUCGAGAGCCUGGACAAUAAAAAAUUUGUAAUCGUGUCGGACUCUCUCAGCGCCAUAAUCAGCAUCCAAUCACCAGGCGCAGGCAGAAAAAUAUCUGCACUAAUCCUGGAUAUAAAAGAACGACUAGCCAGCUACGCAAAUAACAACCUAGACAAAAAAGUGAGCCUGCUGUGGAUUCCAUCACACAUAGGCAUCGUGGGCAAUGAAGUGGUGGACGCAGUAGCCAAGGAAGCUACGAAAAACCAACCCCCAGACCCGGCUUUUAUCCCUUCUUCUGACCUGUCGGAGAGCUUUGCGCUCGAAGCAAAGAAUAACAGCAACAUCAAGAACAUGGAUGAGAGUCGGGAAAAGGGGAAGCAAUAUUUCGAGGAGUUUUACAGCACUCACUCUACACCCUGGUUCUCCAACGUGAAAAUACCUCGGCGGCACAUUGUCAUGAUCAACAAGAUGCGUGCCAACCACACCUGCCUAGCAGAGUCGCUAGAGAGAAAGAACAUCAUCUCGGACGCGGGCUGCAGGUGUGGUUGCGACAAGGAAACUUUGAACCACAUUCUAUGGGACUGCAGAUUGUACCAAACGCAGAGGAAGGUGCUGCUUGGGAGACUGAAGAGGAUCGGGCUCUUCUCUCCGCUGAAGGUGGAGCGCUUGAUCGCUCGUCCAAAUAUUGAGGCUUGCACAAUGUUAUGCGACUUCUUCAUCGGGCUGGGAGUGCUAGUCUGA
Messenger RNA from Trichogramma pretiosum, 1041 nucleotides. RefSeq lists its product as uncharacterized. The transcript has a single exon. Gene Ontology annotation, molecular function: nucleic acid binding; RNA-DNA hybrid ribonuclease activity. Bases 1 to 1041 code for a protein of 346 amino acids. The record is from RefSeq and is a predicted model, not a curated record. Gene Ontology annotation, biological process: DNA replication, removal of RNA primer. Lineage: Eukaryota; Metazoa; Arthropoda; Insecta; Hymenoptera; Trichogrammatidae.